This is a messenger RNA of Cooperia oncophora, 441 nucleotides long. The record is from the annotation of a GenBank genome assembly. NCBI's taxonomy places the organism in Eukaryota, Metazoa, Nematoda, Chromadorea, Rhabditida, Trichostrongylidae.
GCUCAAUUCCAGAUUUACAAGGGCGACAAGUUCAUUGGAGUGGGCUCUGGACCUUCUGGUGCUCCUACCCUUCCAUCAUUAUUUCUCACAUCUGCCGAACUGAAUGCAUUUGCCUAUGAACCGAUGGCACCGCGUCGAUCUCUAUUACUCUCUCCUGAGGACAAAGUGAUACUACGAGGAGAAAGUAGAUGUGGUUCUAAUGUGAAAGGGAAAGAGUUGACGCUGUUCAAAUGGAAAUACAGUGACGUUAUCCCGGGUAUGGAGACCCAAACUCGAGAUAGCCGCACAGCGGACGGUACUGUUGGCACGAUGGAGAUGAGCGGCCAAGUAGGCCAGCGGUCUAUAAUGCGCACUGCAGAUACGAUUGACGUGGAGAGAAAGUACCGCAAAAAAGGCUCAAAAAUGACGAAAGACGCUGAAGCGAGCAUGGAAAACUUAUAG